CAACAUCUUGAACACCAGGCUGCUGCAGACGAGCGACAACGCCAAGGUGUAUUAUCCAAACAACGUGCUGGCGGGAAAGCCCGUCCUCAACUUCUACCGGUCGCCCGACCAGUCUGACAGCUGGGAGUUCACUAUCUUGGCCAAGACCCCGGUGGAAAAGCUCGGGGUAUUCAAGGAGCGGAUGCUCGCGUACAUUGAGGGCUUGCCGCAGGCGUUCUAUCCGAAAGUGUCUUUGACUGUAAAGGAGAUCGAGGACAGCAGCAAGAUGAAGAUGAGCCUGGGGUGGCAGCACCGGAUGAACUUCCAGGAGAUGGGCGAACGGCUUCAACGCCGGAGCAAGCUGAUCCUGCACGCCCAACAGGAGAUGAUGGAGCUCGGGAUCGGGCUGGACUUGGGACCCACGGGCAUCAAGCUUCACCCGGAAAGCCUCAUCCAGCUGUCGAACCCUCAAGUGUUGCUCGGCAGAUAGGAUUGUGAGGAACGUAAGCACUGCGUUCACAGGGACAGGUUAAUGUUCUUGUAAGGUUAAGGAUAACGGGUGCGCUUUUCCAAGUGUUUGUGAGAGUAUAACCGGUGGUUGUGUGCUAGCAAUCAGGCUAGUGCUAGUUAUGGGUUAGCAUCCCAAGAUCGCCAGAAUGAACGAGAUCACGUCGGGCCUGCGCAUUUGGUGUUUGAGGAGCCCAUCGGAAGAGCUAGAGCAGGUCUAUUCUAAGGGAUGUUGCAGCGGGGUUUAUCCCCUGCUUUAAAGGUUACACGCGCGGGACGCACCCAAAAGGUAGCAAUGCCCGCGCAUACACUGUGACCAGAUCUGGUGACCAGACUGAUGACUCAUGGGGAGUCGGACUUUACAAAUUAACCAGAUAAACUCGUGCACGAGUUUAUC
This is a messenger RNA of Klebsormidium nitens, 883 nucleotides long. NCBI's taxonomy places the organism in Eukaryota, Viridiplantae, Streptophyta, Klebsormidiophyceae, Klebsormidiales, Klebsormidiaceae. The record is from the annotation of a GenBank genome assembly.